AUGACUACAACGCGGGUCUUGCAGAGUAUGACUUUCAAACAAGGGGCUGUUUUAUGGAGCGGUAACAAGGCGUGUUAUACAGCAGAACCUGCUCGUCAUAACCCUGAAGCCCUUAUUGUAUCUAUAUCAACAUUUUCUUCUUUUUCCAGAAUACCACAUUAUUUUGGGAUGAAAGUCCCACCUCUUAUUCGCACAAGAGCAGAACUUCAGGAAAAAAUGUCAUUACUUGAGGCUUUGGGAGAUAUUCAGGCAGCACUUAGUGUUCUAGACCAGCCUAUAGACAUCAAUGUUCAUCCAGCUGACCAGCACUACCUAAGCCUCAAAUGUGAGAUUUCUCCUGUUGAGAAAGAAUCUGCUGAUUUUAAGGUGAUAGAGAAGUACCUGCUGAAAAACCAUGGCAAGACCCACACUCAGUAUUCGCUAGAAUUGUUGGAGUUGUUUGAAUGCAAGAAGGAGAAUGAAUACGAAAGAUUCAAGGAUGUUGGGAAUAACAUGUUGUUAUGGCACGGCUCCCGACUCUCUAACUGGGCCGGAAUCCUGAGCCAGGGUCUGAGGAUAGCACCUCCAGAAGCUCCUUCUACUGGAUACAUGUUUGGCAAAGGCAUCUAUUUUGCUGACAUGGCGAGUAAAAGUGCCAAUUACUGUUGGGCAACGCAGAGGAAUGAUGUUGGCUUGUUGUUGUUGUCAGAAGUCUCAUUAGGAAAGACAAAUGACUUGCUUGAUGCAGACUAUAAUGCCAACAAACUCCCCAGUGGUUGUCACUCAGUCAAGGGCUGCGGGAAAUUUGUGCCACCAAGCAAGAACUUCACAAAGUUAUCUGAUGGAACUGUGGUACCAUUGGGACCUGCUGUAAAUUCAGGGGUGAACAACCCUAAAGGUUACACACUCAUGUACAAUGAAUUCAUAGUAUAUAAUCCAGCACAAGUCCGCACAAGAUUCCUUUUAAAGGUGAAAUUCAAUUUCAGGUAGACUGUUCAGCAAGUUUAACUGGAAAUGAAGGUGAUAAAUGCAACCUCUUGUUAGUGAUAUAUAUUAAAGGAAAGCAUAGAAAAAUUCUGUAGAAUCACUUGUAUUACUUAAUGGAAGGUCCCUGAAGCCCUCUUGUAUGAGGUUGUUCUUAUAAAGAGAGUUUUCUUAAUUGUGAGUACUUUGUUGAUUGUAUGUUACACCAAUUUUGCAAAAAUAGAGGUUAUUUUCAUAAAGUUUGCAAUGUUUUCAGCAUAUAGAGAUCUCUGAUUUUUUCCUCCGUUUCUCUCUCUUUUCCUCUCUCUUUUUUCCUCUUUCUCUCUUUCUCUCUUUCUCUCUUUCUCUCUUUCUCUCUCUCUCUCUCUCUCUCUCUCUCUCUCUCUCUCUCUCUCUCUCUCUCUCUCUCUCUCUCUCUCUCUCUCUCUCUCUCUCUCAUCCACAUGUAUUUUUCUGUACAAUUGUGCUGCAGUUUUGUGCAGUUGGCUAAAUAAACAGAAGAAUGCUA
Penaeus indicus is the source of this 1471-nucleotide messenger RNA. Its product is annotated as poly [ADP-ribose] polymerase 2-like. Gene Ontology annotation, biological process: double-strand break repair; protein poly-ADP-ribosylation. Gene Ontology annotation, molecular function: NAD+-protein mono-ADP-ribosyltransferase activity; NAD+ poly-ADP-ribosyltransferase activity. The record is from RefSeq and is a predicted model, not a curated record. Lineage: Eukaryota; Metazoa; Arthropoda; Malacostraca; Decapoda; Penaeidae. The coding region runs from base 1 to 969 and encodes 322 amino acids. Gene Ontology annotation, cellular component: nucleolus. The transcript is spliced from 5 exons.